UAUUGGGAAUAUUUACUUAAAAAACGUGGCGUGGAUAUCGUAUGCUAUGAUCAGAACUCACAAUACGCUCCCGACAUGAGAUACAUAGAAAUCAAGGAUGGUGGUCCUGAAGUGUUAUCAGAGUAUUCAGAGAGAACAUUGAUGAUAUCAUGGCCUGAUUCGGAAGAAUCAAGUACAUUCUCCACUGAUUGUCUUAAACACUACAAAGGUAGCAGUAUCAUUCACAUUGGUGAGCUCUUCGGUGAGACUAUGUCAUCCAAUCCAUGGGGGCAGUCAACAUCGCAGAAUUUCCAGUUGCAAUUGGGAGAGGAAUAUCGAUGCAUAAACCGUGUACAAUUGCCAAACUGGCCUGGACAUAUGGAUGCUUUGACAUUAUGGAGACGGGUUGAGUCACCUGUGGACUGCGAUGGCGCCAUGUUCCAGCAUGUAGAUGUGCCUCCAAAGAGAUACUACUGAACACACAAGCGUAGUCUACAACUCUGAACACUUGGAUUAAUAGCUUGAAAGUUUCUUAUUUAUUAUAAAAUGGCUAAUCAUAAUACUAUAUACUGAAUAUUUCUUGGUAACACUGGUACUACUAAAAUAAAGUGAUAGUGUAGCUACUAUAGCAGGGGUAUGGGUGGAGGAAAUGUGGUGGAAAAACUGUACUUCCCUUCACUUAGUUCUAAACUAUAUUUUUUUUCAGAAU
Messenger RNA from Saccoglossus kowalevskii, 688 nucleotides. RefSeq lists its product as uncharacterized. NCBI's taxonomy places the organism in Eukaryota, Metazoa, Hemichordata, Enteropneusta, Harrimaniidae. The record is from RefSeq and is a predicted model, not a curated record.